Mobula hypostoma (lesser devil ray) is the source of this 1415-nucleotide messenger RNA. RefSeq names its product bone morphogenetic protein 2-like. Bases 219 to 1397 code for a protein of 392 amino acids. The transcript is spliced from 3 exons. Gene Ontology annotation, biological process: BMP signaling pathway. Gene Ontology annotation, molecular function: cytokine activity; growth factor activity. Lineage: Eukaryota; Metazoa; Chordata; Chondrichthyes; Myliobatiformes; Myliobatidae. The record is from RefSeq and is a predicted model, not a curated record. Gene Ontology annotation, cellular component: extracellular region.
CACACACACACACAGAGUGAGAGAGAGAAUAUCGGGAACAAAGUUAGCAAGACAACAGAGGAGUAUGAAAAAGUUAAAACAUGUUAAAAAGUUGACUCUGCCCUCCCAGUUAAUGCGGUUGAAAUGAGUUCACGAGUCGGAAAGAGACGCUGGAAUUGCCAGUAGACCUAAGGAGGGUUGAACCAUGGAAUCUCAAUACCCGCUGAACUUGCUCCACCAUGCUCCCUGCUAGUCUGCUUCUAAUAGCCGUGCUGUUUGCCUGGGUGCUGGUGGACGGAGGGGCCAACUCGAACAUGGCGGGAGGUAGGAAACUGGCGGAGACUGUUGCCAGGCCGGACGCCCUCCAUCCCCUUCCCGACCCGGAAGCUGCCCAAGCAUUGCGCAGGACCCUGCUGAGCAGGUUCGGACUGGAGAGACCCCCAGAGCUCAGUGGCCAGGCCAUCGUCCCUCAGCACAUGUGGGACCUCUACCACUUCCACACCGGGAACUACGCUGCAGUCAAGGACUCCAGCUUCAACGCCCUGGAGCACCGCACCUCAGGGACCAACACCUUCCGCUGCUUCCAUCACCUGGAAGACCAGGAGGAGGGACCACGGUUGGAGGGAGUGAACCUGCAUCAGAUGAUCUUCAACCUGACGGCCAUUCCAGUGGGCGAGCGGAUCAUCUCAGCCGAGCUGCGUCUUUACAGCGAGUAUGAUGGCUGGGCAGACGCUGGGCAUCAGAGGGUCGGUGGAUACCACCUCUGGCAGGUUCUGCCUGGGCAAGCGACUCACCGACUACUGGAGAGGCGGCAGUCCCCUGCCAAGUGGUCCCAGUGGGAGGUCUUUGAGGUGGGCCAGGUGGUGGAAGAGUCCAGGAGGAUGGGCAAGGGGCUUGUGGGCUUCCUGGUGAAGGUGGGAGAGGACGGAGGUGACACUGGGCCACUGAGGGUCAGCAGGUCGCUGAAGGGCGUGGAGGGGAGCUGGCCCCUGAGAAGGCCACUCCUGGUUACCUACGGUCUGGAUGGGAAGGGACUACCUCUGCACUCCAAGCCGGAGCAGUCCAGACACAGGAGGAAGCCCAGGAGAGGCCGGGGCCGGAGCCGGAGCCAAUGCCGGCGGAAGCCGCUGUACGUGGACUUCAGGAGAGUGGGCUGGAGUGAGUGGAUCAUUGCUCCCCGGGGCUACAAUGCCUUCUACUGCCAAGGGGACUGCCGCUUUCCACUGGCCGACCACAUGAACUCCUCCAGUCAUGCCAUUGUUCAGACCCUUGUCCAUGCCGUCAACGGCAAGGUGCCCAGAGCUUGCUGCAUACCCACUGAACUCAGCCCCAUUGCCAUACUGUACCUGGAUGAGGAGGACAGGGUCGUCCUCAGAAACUACCAGGAGAUGGUGGUGGAGGGCUGCGGAUGUCACUGAGGGUCACGUGGCAGCAAG